Messenger RNA from Olea europaea var. sylvestris, 696 nucleotides. RefSeq lists its product as uncharacterized. The coding region runs from base 1 to 696 and encodes 231 amino acids. The transcript has 2 exons. The record is from RefSeq and is a predicted model, not a curated record. NCBI's taxonomy places the organism in Eukaryota, Viridiplantae, Streptophyta, Magnoliopsida, Lamiales, Oleaceae.
AUGAAAGCUAGCUUGGUCUUUUCAGACCUAUGGCCUUCCUAUUUACGUUUACCAUUGGUUGAGAAUAUGAGGGCAAAAUCAGAUCCUAUGUUCUGCACUUACUUACUCAGAAUUGGAAAUGGAACAGAAGAAGAACGUACUUGUAAGUGCAUUAUGCUUUCGAAUAGUAUAAUUCUACCAUUUGAAGAUGAAAACACAUCUUUAAAAAUUUUGAUACAUCAUGUUUUUCCAAAUAUACAGGCAUAUGUUGACAAUUUACAUAAUAUGAUAAAUAGAGUUAUUCUUACACCUACGAAUGAAUGUGUUGAUUAUAUUAACAAGAUUUUACUCGAACAAAUUCCCGGUGAUUUUUCCACAUACUAUAGUUUUAAUGAAGCAACUGACAAAUCGGAACAAAGCUUGCAAGAAGAUUUCUUGAAUACUUUGACACCAAAUGGUAUUCCACCGCAUGAAUUGAAACUUAAGGUAAAUUGUCCUGUAAUGUUAUUACGGAAUAUUAAUCCUUCCGAAGGAUUAUGCAAUGGAACACGCCUUACUUGUCGAAAAUUUGAGAAAAACGUAAUUCUUGUUGAAAUUACAAUUGAAUCUCCUUUCUUAACCCUAAGCAAAACUCUAGCUUGCUUUCUCAAAACUCUUGCCAUUGUUCUCAAACUUUCAGAUUUUGUAACCCAACGACUAAAGGAGAGAUCCAUUUGA